AUGCACCCAUACAAUCGGCUACCGAGUAGCGGACACAACAGCCCAUCGCCGCCGCCUUCGCCACUCCGCUCCCCCCGGUUCAGACACAGCCGGUCCAAAGCAGGUGGCCGGUUCAACCAGCCGGGUCGGACCCUAAUCCAGCGCAUCGUCUGGCACCUCCUCUCCGUUCUCAUCCGCCGCCAGGGGUUCUUCCUCUUCGCCCCUCUCCUCUACAUCUCCGGCAUGCUCCUCUACAUGGGCUCCGUUUCCUUCGAGGUCGUUCCCGUCAUUUCACAUCGUCCUGCUCCCGGCUCCGUUUACCGCAGUCCCCAACUCUACGCCAAGCUCCGACCCGAAAUGGAUGCCGAUAACUCCUCCGCCGAUGCGAUCUCAACUGUAUGGAAACAUUCCUAUAAAGGUGCUGAGUGGAGACCGUGUGUAAACAAGUCCUCUGGAGGUUUAGCAGAGUCAAAUGGUUAUAUAUACAUUGAGGCAAAUGGUGGUUUGAAUCAGCAGAGGACUUCAAUAUGCAAUGCAGUUGCUGUUGCAGGAUAUCUUAAUGCAACACUUGUAAUUCCCAAUUUUCAUUAUCAUAGCAUCUGGAGAGAUCCAAGUAAAUUCAGAGACAUCUAUGAUGAAGAUUAUUUCAUCAGUAUGUUGGAAAAUGAUGUACGCGUAGUUAACAAGGUUCCUGAAUAUUUAAUGGAACGAUUUGACCACAAUUUGAGCAAUGUAUACAACUUCAGAAUAAAAGCAUGGUCUCCCAUUCUGUAUUAUAAGGAUGCAGUUCUCCCAAGGUUACUUGAAGAAAAGGUUAUAAGGAUUUCUCCUUUUGCAAAUCGAUUGUCAUUUGAUUCUCCUCCUGCUGUUCAACGGUUAAGAUGCCUGGCAAAUUAUGAAGCUUUAAGGUUUUCAAGUCCUAUAUUAACUUUGGGAGAAACUUUGGUUGCAAGAAUGAAAGAACGCAGUGCAAAUUAUGGUGGCAAAUAUAUUUCAGUGCAUCUUCGGUUUGAAGAGGACAUGGUUGCAUUCUCUUGUUGUGUUUUUGAUGGUGGAGAGCAAGAAAAUGAAGACAUGAAAGCAGCAAGGGAAAGAGGUUGGAGAGGGAAAUUUAGCAAACCUGGUAGGGUUAUACGUCCUGGAGCAAUCAGGAUUAAUGGAAAAUGUCCUCUCACUCCUUUAGAGGUUGGCUUGAUGCUUAGGGGAAUGGGAUUUGAUAAGAACACAUUUAUCUAUUUGGCAUCGGGAAAGAUAUACAAUGCUGAGAAGACAAUGGCCCCAUUACUGGAAAUGUUUCCUAAUUUGCAGACAAAAGAGAUGUUAGCAUCAGAUGAGGAGCUUGCUCCUUUCAAGAAUUUUUCUUCCAGGAUGGCUGCAACAGAUUACACUGUUUGUCUUCACAGUGAGGUAUUUGUGACAACUCAAGGAGGGAACUUUCCCCAUUUUCUCAUGGGACACAGAAGAUACUUGUAUGGUGGACAUUCCAAGACUAUCAGGCCCGACAAGCGGAAGUUAGCAUUACUCUUUGAUAAUCCCAAAAUUGGAUGGAAGACUUUCAAGCGUCAACUGCUGGGUAUGAGGUCCCAUGGUGAUUCAAAGGGCUUUGAGCUGAAGAGACCAAAUGACUCGAUAUAUACCUUCCCAUGCCCAGAUUGCAUGUGCCGCUCAAACAAGACAGAGGAUGCAAGAGCAUUGUCCGCUACGUGA
Messenger RNA from Prunus armeniaca (apricot), 1686 nucleotides. The record is from the annotation of a GenBank genome assembly. Lineage: Eukaryota; Viridiplantae; Streptophyta; Magnoliopsida; Rosales; Rosaceae.